This is a messenger RNA of Aspergillus aculeatinus CBS 121060, 744 nucleotides long. RefSeq names its product putative glycosyl transferase family 8 family. Gene Ontology annotation, molecular function: glycosyltransferase activity. Lineage: Eukaryota; Fungi; Ascomycota; Eurotiomycetes; Eurotiales; Aspergillaceae. The transcript has a single exon. The record is from RefSeq and is a predicted model, not a curated record. Gene Ontology annotation, biological process: protein N-linked glycosylation. The annotation marks the transcript as partial.
GAUCCCUACUUCGAUGCCGUGCGGAUUCUCGCAUACCAAAUCCUACACGCCCCCGAAACACGCACCAAACUCAACCUGGAUUUCGUGGUCUUCGUCCACGACGGGGUGGACGAAAGCAAGCGGGACUGCCUGCGACGCGACGGCGCGCAGGUGGUCGAGCUGCCGGAACUGAAAGCCGACUGGACGCGGUUCAAGGACGCGCGAUGGGCUCAUGUACUUACACGCCUACGGCUGUGGCAGAUGGUGCAGUACGAUCGCAUUUUGCUGCUAGAUGCGGACUCGGUCUUGACUCGGUCUAUCGACGCGGUCUGGGACCUUCCCGGGCUCCAGCCGAGGACUGCCCUCUCCACGUCGGUGCAUGUGGGUGAGAGGGUCCUACCGUUGCCGGAGUCAUACGUGCUGGCCGGUCUCCCGCAGCUGCGCCUCAAUCAUACAGCACGCCCAGCGCGCGUGCCAGAGGACUUCUAUGAUUGGGAGACUCUGAACGUGGGCUUUCUGAUGUUGCAGCCGUCACUCGAGAUCUUCGACUAUUUUGCCGCCAUGCUGGCGGUGCCGGAAAGCUUUGAGAGUAGUAUCGCUGAUCAGAGUCUUGUGAACGUCGUCUUUGCAGCUGAUGGUCCGAUGCCCUGGACGCGGCUGGAUCUGUCGUGGAAUGUGCAGUGGCCGUGGCCGGACGAUCUCUGGGCAGGCUAUGCUGUGUUGCAUGACAAGUGGUGGGCGCCGCUUCAUCCAGAGACGCUGGAU